UUCUACCUGCGCGGCUGCCACCUCUCAAAGCCUCCUUUUCCUGCUGUGCUCGACAGCCUUCUCAAGCAGUUGAGUUGGCGCAAGCGCGGAGCGCAAGACGCUUGCGCACUAGGGUGGGAGCUAUUCUUUUUCCCUUCUCUCAUCUCGGCUCGCGGCUUUCGGGCUCACGGUCAGUCGCCUGCUCAUUGGCUGUUCCGUUGUUAGAGCGUCUGGCUCGGUCGACGGUUGAGGCCUAAAGUUCUGCGCAGGCGCAGAACGCGGCUAAGGUAAUAAGAAGCCUCGCGCUCGUUCUGACGGGCCUGAAGAAAAAGAAGGAAACCCACCAGUUCGCCGUUGCCAACGCCGCCGUCUCCGCUCCUCCUCCGUGAGGGGAAAAAGAGAACAAGAAGGCCGGGGAAGACCUUGAACGGCCGCCUCCGCUGCCGCCAUCAUGAGCGUGGAAGCGUACGGGCCCAGUUCGCAGACGUUGACUUUCCUCGACACCGAGGAGGCCGAGCUGCUGGGCGCUGACACGCAAGGCUCCGAGUUCGAGUUCACCGACUUCACCUUGCCCAGCCAGACUCAAACGCCGCCCGGGGGAGGCUCCGGGAGCGGAGGAGGCGGCGUCGCGCCGGGGACCCCGGGACUCCAGGGGGUUGGCGUCGGAGUGGGCGCGGGGGGGCCGCCUUCCGUCGUCGUUCCGGGGCAGCUGGACGCCCAGGUAAAUGGACCAGAUGGCAUCCUCCAGAAUGGGGCUGUGGAUGAUAAUGUGCCUAAAACCAGCCAACUUCUUGCAGAGCUCAAUUUUGAAGAAGAUGAGGAAGACACUUACUACACCAAGGACCUUCCUAUACAUGCCUGCAGCUAUUGUGGCAUCCAUGACCCAGCUUGUGUGGUCUAUUGUAACACCAGCAAGAAGUGGUUCUGCAAUGGACGUGGGAAUACCUCUGGCAGUCACAUUGUGAACCAUCUUGUGAGAGCCAAGUGCAAAGAAGUGACUCUUCAUAAAGAUGGUCCUCUGGGCGAGACCGUCUUGGAAUGCUAUAAUUGUGGCUGUCGUAAUGUGUUUCUUCUUGGUUUCAUCCCAGCCAAAGCUGACUCCGUGGUGGUUUUGUUAUGCAGGCAGCCUUGUGCCAGCCAGAGCAGCUUAAAGGACAUCAAUUGGGACAGCUCACAGUGGCAGCCUUUGAUUCAGGAUCGCUGCUUCCUUUCCUGGCUAGUCAAAAUUCCUUCAGAACAAGAACAACUGAGGGCCCGGCAGAUCACAGCUCAGCAAAUUAACAAACUAGAAGAACUCUGGAAGGAGAACCCAUCUGCCACUUUGGAGGACCUGGAAAAGCCUGGGGUUGAUGAAGAGCCACAGCAUGUCCUCCUUAGAUAUGAAGACGCUUAUCAGUACCAGAACAUCUUUGGUCCUCUGGUCAAGCUUGAGGCAGACUAUGACAAGAAAUUGAAGGAAUCUCAGACUCAAGACAACAUUACUGUGAGAUGGGAUCUUGGUUUGAACAAGAAAAGGAUUGCCUACUUCACCCUGCCGAAGACUGAUUCAGAUAUGCGUUUGAUGCAAGGGGAUGAGAUCUGCCUCAGAUACAAAGGGGAUUUGGCACCACUGUGGAAAGGAAUUGGCCAUGUCAUUAAAGUUCCUGACAAUUACGGUGAUGAAAUUGCAAUUGAGUUGAGAAGUAGUGUUGGUGCUCCUGUGGAAGUGACUCACAAUUUCCAAGUAGAUUUUGUAUGGAAAUCAACAUCCUUUGAUAGAAUGCAGAGUGCCCUAAAAACAUUUGCUGUGGAUGAAACAUCAGUUUCUGGUUACAUCUAUCACAAACUUCUGGGUCAUGAGGUGGAAGAUGUUAUAAUUAAAUGUCAGUUGCCAAAGCGCUUCACAGCACAAGGACUUCCGGACCUCAACCAUUCUCAGGUGUAUGCAGUGAAGACUGUUUUGCAGCGUCCCUUGAGUCUUAUCCAGGGGCCCCCUGGCACAGGCAAGACUGUGACAUCAGCCACAAUUGUGUAUCACCUGGCAAGGCAAGGAAAUGGGCCUGUGCUGGUUUGUGCCCCAAGUAACAUUGCUGUGGACCAGCUGACAGAAAAAAUACAUCAGACGGGGCUGAAGGUGGUGCGCCUGUGUGCAAAGAGCCGCGAGGCCAUUGAUUCACCUGUCUCUUUCUUAGCACUGCAUAACCAGAUCAGGAAUAUGGAUAGCAUGCCAGAGCUCCAGAAACUGCAGCAACUGAAAGAUGAGACUGGGGAACUGUCAUCCGCUGAUGAGAAACGCUACCGAGCACUUAAACGAACAGCUGAGCGGGAAUUGCUAAUGAAUGCAGAUGUCAUUUGCUGCACAUGUGUCGGAGCCGGCGACCCAAGGCUUGCUAAAAUGCAGUUUCGUUCCAUUUUGAUUGAUGAAAGCACACAGGCCACUGAGCCAGAGUGCAUGGUGCCUGUUGUUCUUGGGGCAAAACAGUUGAUCCUUGUGGGCGAUCAUUGCCAGCUCGGCCCUGUCGUAAUGUGCAAGAAGGCAGCUAAAGCAGGUCUGUCGCAAUCCCUCUUUGAGCGACUGGUGGUGCUGGGCAUUCGGCCCAUUCGCCUGCAAGUUCAGUACCGUAUGCACCCAGCCCUGAGUGCUUUUCCUUCCAACAUCUUUUAUGAAGGAUCACUCCAGAAUGGUGUCACUGCAGCAGACCGUGUGAAGAAGGGGUUUGACUUCCAAUGGCCUCAGCCAGACAAGCCCAUGUUUUUCUACGUGACCCAGGGGCAAGAAGAAAUUGCAAGUUCUGGCACUUCUUAUUUGAACAGAACAGAGGCAGCCAAUGUGGAGAAAAUAACCACAAAGCUACUGAAGGCUGGUGCAAAGCCAGAUCAGAUUGGUAUCAUCACACCCUAUGAGGGCCAGCGUUCAUACUUGGUGCAAUACAUGCAGUUUAGUGGAUCUUUGCAUACCAAACUUUAUCAGGAAGUCGAAAUCGCUAGUGUUGAUGCUUUCCAAGGGCGAGAGAAGGACUUCAUUAUCCUCUCCUGUGUUAGAGCCAACGAACAUCAAGGCAUUGGCUUCCUGAAUGACCCCCGGCGUCUCAAUGUGGCUCUCACAAGAGCAAGAUAUGGGGUCAUUAUUGUUGGGAAUCCAAAGGCACUCUCCAAGCAGCCUCUCUGGAAUCACCUUCUGAACUACUACAAGGAGCAAAAGGUCCUGGUGGAGGGACCAUUGAACAAUCUCCGCGAGAGCCUCAUGCAGUUCAGCAAGCCUCGAAAACUGGUCAACACUAUCAACCCAGGAGCCCGGUUUAUGACAACUGCUAUGUAUGAUGCCCGUGAAGCUAUUAUCCCUGGAUCCGUUUAUGAUCGCAGCAGCCAAGGCCGGCCAUCCAACAUGUAUUUCCAAACCCAUGAUCAGAUUGGGAUGAUCAGUGCUGGGCCCAGUCAUGUCACCACCAUGAACAUUCCUAUCCCAUUCAACUUGGUGAUGCCUCCUAUGCCUCCACCAGGGUACUUUGGACAGGCCAACGGACCAGCUGCAGGUGGGAUGUUUGCAGGACGUGGAAACCUGAAAGGCAAAACGGGGCGUGGUGGGCGACAGAAGAAUCGUUUUGGGAUUCCAGGAGCCAGCCAGUCGAACCUCCCCAACAGCCAGGCCAGCCAAGACGUGGUCUCCCAGCCUUUCUCUCAGGGCCCCUUGACUCAGGGUUACAUCUCCAUGAGCCAACCCUCACAGAUGAGCCAGCCUGGCCUCUCCCAGCCAGAAUUGUCACAGGAUAGUUACCUUGGUGAUGAGUUUAAAUCUCAGAUUGACGUGGCCCUGUCGCAGGAUUCAACUUACCAGGGGGAACGCGCAUAUCAACAUGGAGUGACGGGGCUGUCACAGUAUUAGAGUGUUGAAGGAGAAGAGCUAAGCUUAUGUGGAGCUUAGUUCAACAGCAAUUUAUUCAGGGUAAUAAAAAUAAAAUAAAAUGGAUACCUGUUUUCCACUGCUAAAACUGAAGCGACUCUGUGAGAGCAACAGGAGAGAGAGGGAUAAAGAGAGAGAAACCAACGGAGAGGAGAAAGAAGAGCGAGAGAGCGAAAGAGAAAGAAGAGAGCCCACUGCUAGCUCACUGAGGCAAGGAGACUGACCGGAGAUGGGAAGAGAAGCACCGGAGGACCAACUGGCACCUCACUGGGAGGGAGAACUAACUCGCCCUGGAAGAACUGAGUGGUCAGCGAAGUUCCCUGUUCCCUCCCCUGCCACCAACACACCCACUGAGAAAGAGAGGAAGGGUCUUAGAAGAAUCAUUUCAUUCCGUUCAUAUUGCAAGCAGAGUUUCACAGUUAGAACAGGUGGGGAGAGGAAAACACCCAUCUCAGAGUUGUUCAUGUACCAAUCUCUCCAUUUUUUUUUUUUUUGUUUUCAAGAGAAGGAAAGAAGGAAGGAAGGGAGGAAGGAAGACCUUGUUGGACUUUUUAGGAACAAGCACACCAUCCAAGAGAAAACGUCCGGAAGCUUGUGGGGAAGCCAGCUGUGACUGGUACUCGACUCUGAGAUGUGUGGGUUUUGCUGUCCAAGAUCUGGCUUUGAGCCUCGUGCGGCUUCACCCACAGUCCGAAUGGCAAGAUGGGGUGGUUCUUUGUUUUAUUUUAAAAAAAGGAAUUCUUUCAAAGAAGCACUGGAUAUUUUUUUAGAAGUUUGUCUCUGAAAUUUAGUAGUGGACCUGGAAGGAAAAUCCUUGUUUUGAGAUGCUUAAGAAAAGAAAAACCAACCAUAAAAGAUACAUACAUAUAUAUAUAUAUCUAUAACUGUACGUUUAACCAAUCUCUUCUGUGUGAUUUCAGUCAAUCAAACUCUUCUUCUUGGGGGAGAGGCGCAUCUUUCAAGGAAGCCGAUUGCCUCCUGCCAGUGCAGUGGAGAAAUCAGAAACGGUGUUGUCAGUUUUAAUUUGGUUCCUGCCUGGGCUCUUCUCUGGGCUGUUGGUUUAAGGUAUCUGCUUUACAAAAGGGAGAGGGAGUAUCUUGUGCCCUUUUUGGCCCCUGAGAAAGAAGAACGCUGCUGGGACUGACCUGCUUUUUUAUUAGUUGCUGCCGACAUUGGGAAAACUAGUGGAAACAGGGGAUUAUAUUGGUUUUGAAGUAAAGCUUCUCUGAUGAUACAUUGAGAUAGUUUGUCUGGGGAGGAAGAGCAGGUAGAUAUUUUAAGGGGUGGCCAUUCUGGGGCAAAAAUCUUAUCUUUGGCACGGAGGGUCCUUUUUUUUCUUGACGUUCAGCUGUGGAAUGAGCAUCAGAAGUUUCAACAAAGCUGGAGACCAUGUGAAGGUGCACGGCCCUCAGUCAAGCUCCUUUGAUUUAUCCUUUCAAAUCCCAACUGGAAAAGGACAAUUUAUGAAAGAAAGAAAGAAAGAAAAACCCAAGAAAAAGUCACCUUGGCUCACAGCAGAAAGCAUGCAUACCUGCAUUAAAAAUAUUGAGAACGCUGGCCUGUUAGCCUAUGAUUAGUUUGAUUUUUCUUACCACCAAAGGUGGAGUUCCUUUAUCCGAGACAUUUUGACCAACUGCCCAGUUGUGCUAUUUUUUAAAAAAAUAAUUUAGCUUUCUUUUCCAAUCAAAGGGCUUUAAACGUCCAUUUUAACUUUUUGUAUAUGUUGAGGAAUUCCCCCCUAGCUUUACAUGAAUGAACUUUAGAACCUCCUACUUUAAAAAAAAAAAAACUUGGACAUUAGUAAUGUUCAUUCCCACUUUUGCCCUACUGCCCUGCCCUUCCCAAAAAAAAAAACACAAAAAAACCCACAAACCCCUUCACAAGAAAGCCUGUCUGGCUUCUGUUGCCCGUUUUAGCAUUACUGGGCCUUGCUUUAUAUUGCAGGUUUUGGAAGAGGGGACACAUGAAUUGAAAAUCUGUGAUUGUUCUUAAUGAAUUGAAAACAUCUCCAGAGUUUAGACUUCUACCAUGUGUAUGGGAAAGGGAGACAGGCCACCUUCCUGCCUGAAAUGUGGAAUCUUUAUUCCGAUUGUUGGAGAACUGCUUGUUAAUUUUUUUUUCUUCUACCAUCCCCUUCGCUGUGUGGCUGUAGAUUUUUGAGCUGGACUAAAUGCUAAACUUCUUUGUGCAAUUCAAUCCACUAAGAAGUAAAUGUAGCUCCCUCUUCCUCCCACUGUCUUCCUAACCUCCUUCCCUUUCCUUCCUCACAUUUCACUUAGGUAGCAAUGCUUGCCUCUUCGUGUUGAUCCCCCCCCUCCCACUUUUGUAGCGGUUAUAAAACGCUGAGUUUCACUGCAAAACCCCAUCAGUGCUAGCGCGGUGCUGAUUAUUUUUUUUCUGUCUGUUUGUUUUAAAAUCUGUUUCUCAUCAAAUUAAUAAAAAACGCUUGCAUUCU
This is a messenger RNA of Notechis scutatus (mainland tiger snake), 6314 nucleotides long. RefSeq names its product UPF1 RNA helicase and ATPase (gene UPF1). Lineage: Eukaryota; Metazoa; Chordata; Lepidosauria; Squamata; Elapidae. Gene Ontology annotation, cellular component: cytoplasm. Gene Ontology annotation, molecular function: RNA helicase activity; zinc ion binding; RNA binding. Gene Ontology annotation, biological process: nuclear-transcribed mRNA catabolic process, nonsense-mediated decay. The record is from RefSeq and is a predicted model, not a curated record.